Messenger RNA from Synchiropus splendidus (mandarinfish), 1441 nucleotides. Its product is annotated as homeobox protein engrailed-1-B-like. Gene Ontology annotation, molecular function: RNA polymerase II cis-regulatory region sequence-specific DNA binding; DNA-binding transcription factor activity, RNA polymerase II-specific. Gene Ontology annotation, cellular component: nucleus. The coding region runs from base 361 to 1158 and encodes 265 amino acids. The transcript has 2 exons. Gene Ontology annotation, biological process: regulation of transcription by RNA polymerase II; multicellular organism development; neuron differentiation. The record is from RefSeq and is a predicted model, not a curated record. Lineage: Eukaryota; Metazoa; Chordata; Actinopteri; Syngnathiformes; Callionymidae.
GUUUUUCGCUCUGCGCGCACGCGAGUGAUCCUGCGUGGCCAUUGGCUGCCAUCAGUGAUGACGACGACGGUCGCGACCUCUCAUUGGCUCGCGGAGGGCGCGUGCACCUGCACAUGUGCUUCCGGCGGGCAGGAGGAGACAAGAAGACAGAGGAGGGAGGCAGCAGCUUAGUGGAGACGGCAACCCUCUCAUUAUUAUGGUCCUCGGACAGAGAGCUGGACUUAUGACCGGAGCGCCGUCACGCCGCGUGUAUUUGAAAUAAACACACGUGUGUCCGUUUACAUGCGGUUCGUCUAAAUCGGAUACGGACCAGGAGGGAGCAACAAGUGGACCCCGGCGUGGAGGCGCUUCUCUCGGGCGAUGGAAGAGCAGAAGGAGCCGAGCAGUGGCCGGGACUCGACCGAGGAGGAAAGCAUGUCCCUGUCUCCCAACUUGCCCUCUCCGCCCGUCAUCCUAGCGCACCAGGCGGCGCAGCAGGCACACCGAACCACCAACUUUUUCAUCGACAACAUCCUGCGGCCGGACUUCGGCUGCCGCCGGGAGGCUCCGCUGGCGCGGCCGCACGCCGGCAGCCUGUGUCUGGACUCGAACUGCAGCAGUGACAGCACCUCGUCCUCACCCUCCUCCUCGUCGUCGUCAUCGUCGUCGCCGUCUAACAAACAGUCCAAGCAGGGCGAGGCGGCGGGGAACGGGACUAGCCGGUACCCGGACAGCCCCUCGUCCAUCAUGGUGAUGAGCGGCGGCACUGCCGCGUCUCCGGCCGCGGCGAAAGAGAGCCAGCCGCUGCUCUGGCCCGCCUGGGUCUACUGCACCCGCUACUCGGACCGGCCCUCAUCUGGCCCGAGGACACGCAAACUGAAGAAGAAGAAGAGCAGCAAGGAGGACAAGCGGCCGCGGACCGCCUUCACAGCCGAGCAGCUUCAGAGACUCAAAACUGAGUUCCAGGCCAACCGCUACAUCACAGAGCAGCGGAGACAGUCUCUGGCCCAGGAACUCAACCUGAACGAGUCCCAGAUCAAAAUCUGGUUCCAGAACAAGCGGGCCAAGAUUAAAAAGGCCACAGGCUACAAGAACGGGCUGGCGCUGCAGCUGAUGGCCCAAGGACUGUACAACCACUCCACCACCACCGUGCAGGAGGACAAGGAGGACAGCGAGUGACCGGGGACAAGCGGGGUAUUUAAAAAAAAAAAAAACAACAAAAAAACACACAGAUUUCUGUUUACGAACUCUAUGGACUGGAUUCUAUAAAUAAAACAGUCAUUAUUAAAAUUUAUAUAACCACUGCAGUUAUCAUGUUGUAUACAGAUAUUUAAUUUCUCAUCGUCUCAUGUGCUAUUUUCCCAUUUUCCUCCAAGCCAAAGAUUUUAAUAUGUUCACAUGUAGUUGGAGAAAAAUAAACAAAGCAACAUUAGAUCCCUGGAAUUCUUUUUUUUUUUUUUUU